Molecule: messenger RNA, 794 nt
Organism: Chelmon rostratus (copperband butterflyfish)
Lineage: Eukaryota; Metazoa; Chordata; Actinopteri; Chaetodontiformes; Chaetodontidae
Product: ras-related C3 botulinum toxin substrate 2
Exons: 7
Coding region: 14-670 (218 amino acids)
Biological process (GO): small GTPase-mediated signal transduction
Molecular function (GO): GTP binding; GTPase activity
Source: RefSeq, a predicted model, not a curated record
UUCCUGUAGUUGCAUGCUGAUCUGCGCCUUCCUCUCUGAGUCGGUUUCUGUCAGAGUGAAGAGCACAGUCGAAGCAGAGCGGAACAGGAUGCAGGCUAUCAAAUGUGUGGUCGUGGGAGAUGGAGCGGUGGGAAAAACAUGUCUUCUCAUCAGCUACACAACCAAUGCCUUCCCCGGGGAGUACAUUCCUACUGUAUUUGACAACUACUCAGCGAAUGUGAUGGUGGACAGCAAGCCGGUCAACCUGGGCCUCUGGGAUACAGCUGGACAGGAAGACUACGACAGGCUCCGUCCACUGUCAUACCCACAAACGGAUGUUUUCCUGAUCUGUUUCUCCCUGGUGAGCCCAGCGUCCUAUGAGAACGUCAGAGCAAAGUGGUACCCCGAGGUUCGCCACCACUGCCCCUCCACACCCAUCAUCCUGGUGGGCACCAAGCUGGAUCUGAGGGAUGAGAAGGAAACCAUUGAGAAGCUGAAGGAAAAGAAGUUGGCACCAAUCACCUACCCUCAGGGUUUGGCUCUGGCAAAGGAAAUUGAUGCAGUAAAGUACCUAGAGUGCUCAGCCUUAACCCAGCGUGGUCUGAAGACUGUGUUUGAUGAGGCCAUUCGGGCCGUGCUCUGCCCUCAGCCCACCAAGGUCAGGAAGAAGAAGGCAUGCUCACUGCUGUAAAUGAUUCUUGCAGGACGAGAAAGAAGCGGGACAGAGAUUCAGACUGCUGAUCGCAGCUUGAAAGAAGAUUUUUUUAAAGUUCUGUUAUGUUUCUGAUAGGAAAUGACUAGAUUUACACAAGUUU